Molecule: messenger RNA, 19504 nt
Organism: Solea solea (common sole)
Lineage: Eukaryota; Metazoa; Chordata; Actinopteri; Pleuronectiformes; Soleidae
Gene: adgrv1
Product: adhesion G protein-coupled receptor V1
Exons: 96
Coding region: 465-19127 (6220 amino acids)
Biological process (GO): negative regulation of adenylate cyclase activity; G protein-coupled receptor signaling pathway; cell surface receptor signaling pathway
Cellular component (GO): membrane
Molecular function (GO): G protein-coupled receptor activity
Source: RefSeq, a predicted model, not a curated record
AGCUGUCCGCCCGCUCCACGCACCUUCUGCGCACCCACCACGAGAGACAAAUGGGAUUAAAACAUCUUGUCUCAUUAGCCACCGACUCUCAGACGAGCCGGAGUCAGUCACCGGGAGUAAAGUAAUCUCCCCUCUCUCUCUCUGUGUCGUGGAACAUCUACAGUAUCAGAGGAGCAGCAGGUCUCACAUGGCUGCAGGAGGAGCUCGGAGCUGAGGAGACGCGGACUCUGUUUACGCACCGGGGACACAAAGCUGCCGAAGGAACUACACAUUUCACAAGCUCUUCUUUUUCUUUUUUUUCUCUCCCCUUAAAUACAUUAAGUAACACAAAAGCAGCAUUUGGCUGCUGUUGGAUCAGAACAGGAGCUGUGCAGUGACCCGGGAGCGCGUAUCCAUGUUGACCCCAGCAUUAAAGAUAUUCUAGCUGUUUAUAUCGGACAGAGAAGCCCAGCAAGGUGUCAGGAAUGCUCCCUGUCCUCUUGCUAGCUGGGCUGAUUCUGGCUUUGUCCAUCCCUGGCACAACGUCCGAGUCGGCCACUCUCCGAUUCCUGGGCCAGACAGACUUCACUGUGAACGAGAGCAGCACCGCUGUGGUCCGGCUGGUUGUGGAGAGAGUGGGAGACCCGGUCAAUGUUACGGCGCUGGUUCUGCUGGAGGGAACAGACACCGGGGAUUUUGAAGCCGUUAAUGCUGCAGCCUUUCUUCUCUCCACCGAGACGAGGAAGACCAUCUUCAUCGCCGUAAAAGAUGACGACUUGCCUGAAGCCGAUGAGACGUUUACCUUUAACCUUACACUCCAGAGUUCUUCUAAUGGUGUGACAGUGGGGACACCAAACAAGGCAACUAUCACCAUCCUGUCCAAUGACAACGCCUUUGGAAUAAUUGCCUUCAAAUCAACUGAGGAGAUUGUAGUUGAUGAACCCAGAGGAAGGAGCCGUGUUGUGCCUUUGACCCUAAUUAGAGAGAAGGGAACGUAUGGGACCGUGACUGUGAAUUAUGAGAUCUCUGAAGGUCCCAACCCGGCAAUUGAGGAUCUCAGUCCAGACAGAGGGAACAUCACCAUCCCUGUGGGACAAGCUGUCGUGCACUUCAGUCUCCUCAUCCGGGAUGACCAGCUUCCAGAGGAUGAUGAGGUCUUUACUGUCAGACUAACUGAUGUGGCAGGUGGAGCCCUCCUCAGGCCCAACGCCAGCACUGUCCAGCUGAGAAUCCGCCGCAAUGACAGCCCACUGCGGUUCUCUCACUCUAUCAUGGCAGUAACCGAGUCUGCUGGAGUCAUCGUCCUCAAUGUGACCAGAGGACGGCUGACUGAAGAUGGACCACUUGUCGGCUCUGUUGACUCAGAGGUCUCCGUGGACUACAUGGUGUUGAGCGGUGAAGGACUGGGCAGUGCCACGCCAGCUGUGGAUUUCAUCGACCUGCAGCCGGUCAGAACCGUCACGUUCCCUCCGCUCGUCUACCGGACCAGCCUGCUGUUCAACAUCAGAGACGAUGCCGUGCCAGAAAUCGCAGAAUCCUUCCACGUGAUCCUCCUUGAAGACACCAUCAGAGGAGACGCUGUGCUUGUGUCACCUAAUGCUGUGCUCGUGACCAUCGAACCCAACGAUAAGCCUCACGGUGUCCUGUCAAUCAGCAGCAGUGCAGUCAUUCAGCCAAUUACCAUCAAUGAAGACCUGACACACAGAUUUGACGGCAUCGUCAUUGUAAGAAAUGGAGGAAGCUACGGUGCCGUUUCUGCCAACUGGUCCAUCAGCAGAAACUCCAGCGAUCCGUCCCCAGUGUCGGACGACUUGAGUCCUGCGUCGGGCACAGUGAUGUUUGCUGCUGGUCAGGUGAACGCUGUGAUUCCGCUCAACAUUGUGGCAGAUGAUCAACCAGAAGAGGCCGAGGCCUUCCUCCUCAAACUCCUGCCUCACACUGUGACUGGAAAUGCGGAGAUCGACGAACCAACCGAGAUGGUUUUCUACAUCCAAGACAGCGACGAUGUCUACGGGUUGUUUCGCUUCGACCCUGCGAAAGAACAAAGCAUCCAGAGCCAGCCCAAGGGCCGAUUCCUCUCACUGAACUUCCUCCGCGACGGCGGAACUCUGGGUGAUGUGUCGAUGACCCUCACCGCCCUCUAUAUUCCCGCAGGUCCAAUAGACCCAGCACUGGCCCGUGACCAGGUUCUGAAUGUUAGCAGAUCUGUUAAUGUGGUGUUUGGGCUUCAGCGGAUGGUCUCCGUCACACUGCCAAUCAGGAACGAUGCCUUUCUGCAGAAUGGAGCGCAUUUCUUAAUACAGCUGAAAACCCUGGAACUCGUUGAUAUCAACCCCUCAAUUCCCUCAAACAGCCCGAGGUUUGGGGGACCCCUCAACCUGACCUUAACUGUCACACCUGACAUUGCUAACGGGGAAAUUGGUUUUACCAGUGACACCAAAGUGGUGGUUUAUGAACCAGAGGAUAGCAAUACCAGCACGGUGAGCCUCGCUCUGCGACGCGACGGGACAGACGGUCAGGCUGAAGUGUUCUGGAGUCUUCAGUCAGUCGGUGCCAAUCAUCAAGAUGUAACCGCCAACGACCUGCAGCCUUUUAGUGGCUCGCUCGUCUUCCUCUCUGGACAGAGCGAUGCCUCCAUCAACCUCACCGUCAUGGCUGACGACAUCCCAGAAGUGAACGAGACCUUACUGCUCACUCUGGAUAGGGUGGAGACUGCACGCUUUAUAGUAUACUUCGGGACUAAUGUUGAGAAUCAGAUUCUCAAAGCUGGUUUCACCAGCAGAGAAGUUGUUAUCAUGGAGAACGACGAUCCCGGAGGAGUGUUUGAGUUCUCUCCGUUGUCCAGAGGCCCGUGGGUCAUUAAUGAAGGUGAGGUUGUGGAGCUGCAUGUGGUCCGAGCCCAGGGACAGCUUUUGAAACAGCUGGUACGAUAUUCCGUCGUGCCUUCGGGCAACAGUGAAUUCUACGGCGCCACAGGCAUUCUGGAGUUUAAACCCGGAGAGAGGGAGAUAGUGGUGGCACUGGUGGCGAGGCCAGAUGGCGUGCCUGAGCUGGACGAGACUUUUUCUGUGGUUCUCAGUAGCCACAGCACUCCACCCAGUCGCCUAGGCAACCACAGAGAGGUCAACAUCACAGUGCGGAGGAAUGACGACCCCUUUGGGGUCAUUGGGUUCGUCCAGUCGGGACUGACAGUGGCCGUCAACGAGAGCAAAGGGAACAAGACGCACUGGGCUGUUUACCCCGUCAUGAGAAACAGGGGACAUUUCGGUGAAGUGUCUGUUUCGUGGGUCCUGGAGUCGGACCGGUCCGGAGACGUCAGCCCCCUCCAGGGAAGCAUCACCUUUGAGGAGGGCGAGUACCUGAAAAACCUCACCGUCUUCUCAGUACCUGAUGAGAUCCCAGAGGACAUGGAGAAUUUCACCAUCACACUGUUGAAUGCUACAGGUGGAGCAAGACUUGGGAAUGUACUUAGUGCCAACUUACAGAUAAAUGCGAAUGAUGAUCCCAUUUAUUUUUCUGAACCUGUUGUCGUGCGGCUGCAGGAAGGAGGCGUGGCCAACUUCACCGUUCUGAGAGCAGGGCAGGCCGACUUUGUUGCCACGGUGAUGUACCGUGUCGAGUACGGGGAUGCGUCACCAGGCGACCUCACCUUGCUGAGUAAUGACACGUUGCUGGUGUUUGACGUGGGCGAGUGGGUGAAGAACAUCUCUGUGGCAGUGGAGGACGACAACAUACCAGAGACUGAUGAACCUUUUCACGUUCUUCUCUUCAAUGCUACCGGCGAUGCUGUUGUUUACGGCGCACACACGGCUACCGUGGUGAUCGAGGCCAACGAUGAUGCCAAUGGGAUUUUCUCCCUGGAAUCGGCAGAGAAGCCUGUUGACGAGGGCAACACCAACGAUUUUUAUGUCCUGCGUGCAAGGGGCCAUUUCGGAAAUGUGACGGUUUACUGGCAGCUGUUUGCCAAUGACUCGGUGACUCCUCUGGAGGAAAACCAGGAGUUUACCAACACAUCUGGCUUCAUCACCUUCGUGACGGGGGAGGAGACCAAGCCCAUCACCCUGGAGGCCAUUUCCGAUAAGCUUCCAGAGUUCAAUGAGUUCUUCGUCCUCAGGCUGGUGAAUAUCUCAGGUGGUUUCCCUGGAGAAGGCGGACAACUGGCCGAGACUUCCCUGAAUGCCUCGGUUCUCAUCCCUUUCAAUGAUGACCCAUUUGGCGUCUUUGCCAUCGCUGACAGCAACCUGGACCAAGAAGUAGCUGAAGACGUACUCUCAGACGAUGACAUGUCUGACGUCACUUCCUUCACCAUCCUCCGACAGCAGGGUACUUUUGGUGAUGUGCGGGUUGCCUGGGAGAUCGUUUCUGGCCACUUCCCACAGGGCCUUCCUUUGAUGGAUGACCUGCUCCUUCAAGCUUCCUUCCCAGAUGAGGUGGAGCUCAAGCCUCAUGCCAGGAGACACCACUCAGCCACAGACACGUGGUUUUUCUCUGGGCUCCCAGGAUCUUAUGGGACUAUUUCGCCCGAAGAUGGGCCUGCUGCUGUCAGCAACUUCACCUUCUCUGCUUGGCUCGUGCCCAGACCAGACACAGAUGGCUUUGUUGUCUCCAAAGGAACCAGGAAUGGGACCUUUUAUUAUGGAGUGAAGGUCCACACUAAUGAGUCUCAUGUCACGGUCAUGCUGUACUAUACAGUAACAGGAUCUAACAACACGUAUGUGGCCAAGGCCAGUGCUGAGAAGUUCAUAGAGGAGAACACAUGGUCACAAAUCAUCAUAACUGUUGAUGAUGGGAUUAUCGAGUUCUUCUUGGAUGGCAGCCGCAUUCCUGGUGGUUUGAAGAGCAUCAAAGGAGAAGGCAUCAGUGAUGGACCUGCACCAGUGUUUAUUGGAUCAGAUCCUGACGGCGAACAGCGCUACACAGGACUCCUCCAGGAUGUUCGCUUGUACCAGGCUAAGCUGAACCGCAGCCACAUCCACGAGCUUCACACCCAGCCCGCUAAGUCGGACCUGCGAGUCAUCUCCGGUUACCUGCGCUAUCGCCAAGAUGAGCGGCAGAAGUCGUUUGUGGUGGAGGUCAGGGAUGACGAGGAGGAGGAGGGCGAGGAGGUGUUUUAUCUACAGCUGGUGGCAGCGCACGGCAGAGCCCGCAUACCCCUCCCCAGACCUACAGCCAUUCUGCGCGUCAUGAAGAGUGACAAUGCCAACGGGCUCUUUGGAUUCACCGGAGCCUGCAUACCUGAUACCACUGACGAGGGCUCCACCGUCUCCUGUGUGAUCGAGCGUAUGCGAGGAUCUCUGGACCACGUUUACGUCAACUACACUGUUACACAACCCCCUGAUGGUGUGAGCAGAGAGACGGACGCCCAUCAGGAUUUUGUCAACGCCACUGGAGCCGUGCUUUUCACGCCUGGACAGCGUUCUGAGGUGCUGAACCUGUUGGUGUUGAAUGACGACCUCCCGGAGCUGGCGGAGACUUUCCAGAUCACACUGGUGUCGGCAGACUCCGGUGACGGGAAGCCUGGUUCCACUCCCACCAGCGGUGCAAGCAUCGACCCAAAUAACUCCGUUAACACCGUCACUGUUACAGCAAGCGACCAUCCUUAUGGCUUGCUGCAGUUUCAGUCCAGUCUUCCAGGAGAGGGUUUGAUUCCCCCAGCAGUAGAACCCGCUCACGUCACUGUCGCAGAGGAAGUCGGUCAAGUCCGUCUGCCGGUGGUCCGGGCCCAAGGCCUUUUGGGACGGGUCAUGGUUGGAUACAGGACAACCCCGUACACAGCAUCCAGUCCUGAAGACUACGAGGACUCGGAAGGCAUAUUGGAGUUUCUUCCAGGAGAGAGGUUAAAGUUCGUCUCUGUGACCAUCGUAGACAAUCCUGUCCCUGAGCUGGACAAGAUCUUCAGAGUAGAGCUCUACAAUGCCGAAGGAGGAGUGGAUCAGUUUCUUCAUGGUGAAGGAAGUGGUAGUGGGGAGAGUGACUCUGACUUCCUCCUCCCGUCUUUUCUCCAUCAUGCCAGCUUGGGAGUUGCGUCCCGUAUCACGGUGACGAUCGCCGCCUCAGAUGACGCUCAUGGAGUUUUUCAGUUUAGUCCCGAGUCGCUGUCAGUUAACGGGACAGAACCUGAAGAUGGAGGCAGCUCUGUGAUCCUGCAGGUGGACCGUUCCUUUGGUGACCUCUCCAAUGUAACCGUGUACUGGGAGGCCGAUCCCAGCUCGGAGCAGGAGCUCCUCAGCAGGUUCGGGAACAUCACGUUCGGCAUUGGUCAGACGUCGGAGAACAUCGUCAUCGCUGUGGCUCAGGAUGACAUUCCCGAGCUGGACAAGAGCUUCACUGUGUCCUUGGUGAACGUCUCCCAUGGUCGUCUGGGUGUCGAGACGUCUGCUACUCUCACUGUGUUCGCGAGCGACGAUCCUUACGGUGUUUUUGUGUUCGCAAAUGCAACAAGGUCCGUCCGACUUCCUGAAGGUGACUCAACCGUCUCCCUUACCAUCCUCCGAGUACGAGGCCUGAUGGGUCAGGUGCGAGUCACGUAUGCGACACUAAAUGAGGCCGAUCCGGAACCUUACAGUAUCCCCGGUGUGGGCCGAGCCACUGAAGGGCGGGAUUUUGUUCCCCUCCAGGAUUCCGUUGUCUUCUCGGCCAAUCAGAGUGAAGCAAACAUCACCCUCCACGUGUUGGACGACGAGGAUCCAGAGAGGGACGAGGCGGUGUUUGUGAAGUUGAUCAACGUUCAACUCAUCAGUGGAGAGCAGGAGAGACUCAUUCCCAGUUCCCCUUCUCUGGGCCCCAACUCUGACACUGUAGCCCAGGUGACAUUGCAGGCCAGCGACGAUGCGUUUGGAGUCCUCCAACUGUCGGCGUCUGCCGUCAGCGUAGCCGAGGACUACGUCGGGCCCAUAAUAAACGUCACGCGUGUCGGGGGGAUCUUUGCCGACGUCUCUGUCAAGUUCAGAGCUGUGCCUUUAACUGCCAGAGUCAGCGACGACUACAGCGUCGCCUCCAGUGAUGUCGUCCUUCUGGAAGGGGAGUCCAGUAAAUCUGUGCCCGUCUACGUGAUCAAUGACUUGGUUCCUGAGCUCGAGGAGACUUUUCUCAUCCAGCUGAUCAACCAGACCACCGGAGGAGCUCUGCUGGGGGAGCUCACGCGUGCCAUCAUCACCAUACUGCCCUCCGAUGACCCUUUUGGUGCCUUUGUCUUCCAGGCCGUUCCCAUCACCAUAGAGGAACCAGGAUCUAACGCCGUUGAGGUCACGCUGCCAAUAGUGCGCAAUGCUGGGACAAUCGGCACGGUGGUGGUGAAGUGGCAGGCGACCGUCGAUGGUCGACUUGCUGUGGGGGACGUCAGCCCGACAUCAGGAGACGUGACAUUCGCUCCCGGCGAAACCAUGAAGACGCUGCGAGUCGGGGUCUUAGCUGACGACGUACCGGAAAUCACUGAGGUCAUCAAAGUGGAGCUUACUGGGGCCAGUAAUGGCGGAAGCCUUGGAGGGGUUACGUCCGUCGACAUCAUCGUGCCGGCCAAUGACAACCCAUAUGGGACGGUCUACUUUGCUCAGUCUGUUUACCGUGUUCAGGAGCCACUGGAGGGCGUUUAUAAUGCUUAUAUCACUGUUCACAGGAGAGGCGGUGACUUUGGUCGCUUGGAGAUCGUGUACAGCACCUCUGAGACCAACAUCGUUGGCUUGGCUCAGGCCGACGGCCAGAAUCUGUUGAUGUACUAUAAUCUCCCAAGACCAGGCGCUCCGUCCACUACCCCGACCAGGACCGUUAAUGUCACCGGUCAGAUCGAUCCAUUGGCUGCAUGUGCUGCUGCGUGUCUGAGAGAACAAGCCUGCCAGGCCUUCUCUCUCUCCACAGCGGCAGCGCCAUCACCAUCCUGCACUUGGGUUACUUCCGGAGCCGAGGCGCUGACGUCUGAAUCGAAGGUCACGACUUACUUAAAAAAUGCCACCGCCACUGCCGUCCUGUUCAGCGCCCAGGCUGUGGCGGGGAGCGAUUACAACCCGGUGACGGCUCAAAGUGCCUUCAUGGAAGAUGGGUCACAGGUCGCCAACCUCAUGGUCCCAAUCUUGACUGACAAAUUCCCCGAAAUGGAUGAGAGCUUCUCCAUACAGAUCCUGAAGGUAGAGCUGAUAAAUCUGACUUUGGCACAGAAGCACCUGCCCUCCAUCGGCCAGCCUGACAAGGCUUUGGUGACCAUCGCGAUGAAUGGAGAUGCGUUUGGUGUGUUUUUAAUAUACAGCCUCAGCCCCAAUGCCACCGAUGAGGGGCUUUAUCUCGAGGUUCGGGAAGAGCCCGCGGUUGUGGUGCCUCUGGUUAUCGAGAGGAGAGGAGGGAACCUGGGCACCGUCACAGUGGAGUGGAGCUUUGUUGGCGGAGAAGCCACACCGGAUGCUGACUUCACUGGGACUGGAGGCAGUCUGGUCUUUGACGGCGAUCUGAAGAAGACCAUCGAGAUAGUAAUCAGAGAUGAUAUCGAGCCAGAGGACAAUGAGAGUCUCAUGAUCGGACUGGUUAACACCGAGGGAGGAAGUCGAAUCCUGCCCAGCUCCGACACUGUGACCAUAGUGAUACUGGCCAACGAUGAUGUGGCCGGGAUCGUUGGAUUUCACUCGGCCUCGCGUUCUGUCAUCGCCAGAGAGGGUGAGACUCAGUCCUUAUUAGUGUUGAGAUCAGCUCCAGGUCUUGGUAAUGUCACUGUGGACUGGACUGUAACGGGGCCUCUUGUACACCGGACUUUCACCCAAACAUCAGGGACACUGUUCUUUACUGAGAAAGAACUAAAUAACACCAUAGUCUUGCAGCUCCUCGAUGACGCCGCGCCAGAGGACAAAGACGAAUACAAAGUUUCCCUGUCCAACAUUCAAACUUUUGGUGUGGUGGUGACGGGUCACGCGGUGCUGGAUGUUCAGGGCAGUGAGGCGGUUCUUACUGUGGACACGAACGAUGAACCCUACGGCCUGCUGACCAUCGCCCCGUCAUCGCUCAGGGUGACCACAGAGGAACGAGACCGAACGAUAAAUAUCUACGUCAACAGAGAGUUUGGAGCCUCAGGGGCUGUGAAUAUCACCUACGAGGUGAUCAAAGGUUCUCUACAGGACCUGUCGCAGGUCGAGGGUGCUCUCGCUGAUCCAGGUCUAGACUUCAUCUCUGGAACUGGAUCUGUGAUCCUUCACGAUGGACAGACCUCUGUCGCCAUCCCCGUCACCAUACUGGAGGACGACAUUCCUGAGGUGCAGGAGUUCUUCCUGGUCAACAUAACAUCAGCCGUCCUCAUCACGACCCUCGCCACCGUUCCCCAGCUCGACACUCAGGGUUUGGUGGCAGAGGUCAGCAUUGCUGCUAAUGAUGGAAUUAGGGGAGUCGUCGAAUGGACCAACACCAUGUUUGAAGUGAAUGAAACCAUCACGUCACUUACUCUGGUAGCAUACAGAAACAAGGGAGCGCAUGGAAAUGUCUCUCUGUUCUUCUAUGCUCAAAAUCUGGAAGCUCAACUUGGACUGGACUACAAUACAAGUGAAACGAUGCUUCAUUUCGUCCACGGCGAAAGACACAAGUUUGUCGAAGUGCAGAUCAUCGAUGACACGAUUCCAGAGGGAGCUGAGAGAUUCCAGCUCAUCCUGUCUCAACCUUCCCCUGGACUGGAGCUGGGCACCAACACCACAGCGACCGUGAAAAUCCUGGCCAGUGACGAUGGACACGGCGUCAUUUCCUUUAACACGAGCGAGCACCUCUUGCUGAGAGAGCCCACCUCUGUGUUGGGGCUGAGUAAGAGCGUGGCCACCCUGUUCGUGGUUCGAAACCCAGAGGAAGGCACGUUUGGCACUGUGACCGUUCAGUUUACCGUCACUCAUGCCAACGGCAGCCUAGCAGAGGGAGAUCUGAUGCCAGCACAGGGCUUUGUGGUCCUGGAAGACGGAGUCAGGUUUAAGAUGCUGGAGAUCUGGGCGAUCCUGGAUGCCGAGCCUGAAAUGAACGAGACCUUCACCAUCACCCUGUCCAACCCGACGGGAGGAGCGCGGCUCGGUGACCGACUCCAAACUCUUAUCACCAUCCUGGAGAACGUGGCUCCGUCCGGCUUGUUCCGCAUCGGACCGACGGUCAACAGAACGAACGCAGAAGUGGUCGCGGAUGAAGGCGGCAGAACAGUCUUCCUCACGGUGUCUCGCAGUAACGGUCUGGACUCUGCCGUCAGUGUGGAAUGGGAGACUGAAUCCGAUACAGCUGUUGCGUCCGCGGGUCACCUCUCAGUGAUAGGUGUUCACCAGAUCUUCGAGGACAGUCCCACCUCUGCUUGGUGCACCGUUCCCGAAGAACUUUCCUCUCUGGUUUUGAGGCUUGAUAGAAAACCCUUUGUGGGAUCCACACACACCGUGGCCACAUUGUAUCGUUGGCAGGGUGUAUUUGUGCCGUUAGAGUCUUUCAGGAUUGAGGAUCCAAGCUCUUGUGUUGGGUUUGCAGUGAAUGGUUCGACCUACAUCGGUAUCACACACAGUGGUCCUCCCUCCUCACCUGCUGCCAACCUUAGUGUCUUUAAACUGCACAAGGACCUCAAUGUCACAUUGGAACAAACAUUGGGUGUUGAAUAUUUCGAUGUGAAACACUUUUCCACUGAGGGAAGAGAAUAUCUCAUAGUUUCAAGCCAGAUUUUCGCUUGGACUGGGGGCUCAUUCACUCUCCUCCAGGCGCUGGACUUUGAGGAGGACAUUGUCAGUGUGACUCCGUUCACUCGCGCAGCGGCUCUCUACCUGGUGGUUUGCACAGACAGCCCGACUGUCAGUUGUCACCUGCUUCGAUGGACCAGUGGGAGAUUUCAGGACCCAAAGCCUCUCCCUCUCUCUGGCAGAGCCACUCAGGUGGAGACGAUCAACACAGAAGCAGAGAACACUCUCCUGUUGGUGGCUGUUGAAGAUGAAGGUCUCUCUACAUCCUGUGAGGUGUUACAGUGGAGAUCGGAGCAGCCUUCACCACAGCUUUAUCAGUCUAUUCCUCACCCCGGCCUCACCUCUGUUCAUCCCUUCACUUCUCCCUCCGGGAUCACUUAUGCUAUGCUCGCUGGAAGGAACGGCUCGUCUCUGUACACCUGGAGGCCCGACGUGAACCUGUUUGCCGUGAUCCUGACGGCUCCCCCUGCUGGCAGCUUCCUCUCUCUCACGGUUCCGUCGCUCAACAACACCAUCAAGACUCUCUUGGCUUCUGCUGAGGACAACAGCGCCACCGUUUAUGAGCUCACGUCUGUCUCUAAUCAGUCCGAUUUCAUACCCAGUUUUGGGGAGUUGCACUUUGCGCCAGGUGACCGAGAGCUGGAGAUCGCAGUGAACAUCAUCGAUGACGACAUCCCCGAGGUGGAGGAGAUUUUCCACGUCAGCCUGAAGAAUCCGAAAGGCGGGGCCGAGAUCGGAUUCGGUGGUCAGGUGACCAUAAUUGUACCAGCCAACGAUGACGCCCACGGAGUCAUUGGCUUUGCUCAGGAUUCUUUGUCGAUGGAGGUGGAGGAGUUGGAGCAAAAUAACCAGAUUUCUCUCAGUGUGGAGAGGAGACGAGGGACCUUUGGCCGACUGACUGUUCACUGGGCGGCAAGUGGCAGUCUGGCAGAUAUUUACCCCACCUCAGGAGUGGUAACGUUCUCAGAGGAACAGUCGGCGGCCAUCAUCUCACUGGCUGUGAUAGCAGACGACGUCCCAGAGCCGAGGGAGAGCGUCACCAUCUCCCUCAUGGACGUCACCACUGUGGGGCUGCAGGACCUGCGACAGGCUGCGGUCAUCGACCAGCAGAGGGCGCAAGCUCUACUCAUCAUCCUGCCCAAUGGCUCUCCCUAUGGCGUGAUUGGAUGGCAUCUGGACUCCCAGUUUACGCUCGCACAAGAACCGCAGAAGACUCCAGUUAAUGUGACUCUGUCCAUAGUGAGGGAACAGGGUUCUUCAGGUGAUAUAGCGGUCCAUUACCAGACCAGGGAAGCCCUGUACCAGCCCCCGUCAAACCAAGCCACAGCUGGAAAGGACUACAUCGCCAAAGACGACACCGUCGUCAUGAUCGACGGCGCCACAGUGGCCCUCGUCACUGUCACAAUCCUGCCGGAUGACUUCCCCGAGCUGGCGGAGAGUUUCCUGGUGAACAUCACUGGCGUGGAGCUGGUCGCAGGGUCGGCGGGAGCCGGGCAGCCGAGUGUGAAGAGACACGGCAUGGAAGUGGCAGAGGUCACCGUUCAGGAGAACGACGACCCUCGAGGGAUUCUGCAGUUUAAUGUUUCCGAGGAUAUGCUGGCACAUGAGAUCCCUCCACCUGACAACAUCCUCUAUCUGUCUGUGGUGCGACUCGCUGGUACGACCGGGAGACUCGUCGUCUACUGGGAUGCUCAGCCGGUCACUGCCGAUCCCGGCGACUUCACCCCCUCGUCUGGAAACAUCACCUUUCAGGAUGGACAGAACGAAGCCAUCAUUGCCAUCACCAUUUUGGACGAUGCCGAUGUGGAGACUGUGGAAACGUUCAGCGUGAAUUUGCUCCGUGUGAUCGGUGGGGCUCGACUCGGUGAAGUGACCUCUGUGACUGUCAGUAUCCAGGCCAAUGACUCCCCUCUGGGACGGUUUGGAUUCCAGGAAUUGGAGGUUACCGUCAGCGAGCCGGAGUUUGUGGACGACCCCGCUGCCGUGGCAACACUCGCAGUGGAGCGCAGUGCUGGAGGUGAAGGUGCGGUGACGCUGAUGUGGCAGCUGGAAGAUCAGGCCACGGAUGACCUCUCACCUUUCAAUGGAACUCUUGAAUUCACUGAGACCGAGACUCUGAAGACAUUUGUGAUAAGAGCCCUCGCUGACUCGGCCCUGGAAGGAGACGAGCGUUUCACUGUCCGACUGUUUCCCGCUGGGAGCGGUGCCGUCAUUGACCCUUUAAAUGACAUGGUCACCAUCACCAUCACGGCAGACAAGGCUGCGCUCGGGAUUAUUGGAGUUGCAGAGUCGUCCAGGAACGUCGUCAUCGGAGAACCUCAGGGAGAUUACAACGGCAGUGCUGUCGUCAGUCUUGUGCGAGGACCAGGCGUGUUUGGGGAAAUCCAGGUCUACUGGAACAUCACUCCAGCCGUGGCCUCGGAGUUUGAAUCCAUUUCUGGCACCGUGACCAUGAGAGACAGACAGUCUUCUGCCACCAUUAUUCUGAAGGCUCUGGAUGAUGAACUUCCCGAGGAGCGUCGCGAGUACCAGCUGACACUGACCUCUGCUACCUCUGGACUAGAGAUCAGUCCAAUAGCCAGACAUGCCAGCGUCAUUAUGGCGGCCAGCGACCAUCCCUUUGGCCUUUUCUCCCUCGCCCAGCAUCAGCUCAGGGCAACAGAGGAGGAAGGAACGGUGAAUGUGACGGUCACUCGCUCCUCCGGCAGUCUGGGCAGUGUUUGGGUGACGUACGCUUCCUCUGGGGACACAGCGGUCAGUGGAGUGGACUUUGCUCCAGCUUCGGGACGACUCCUCUUCACCCCAGGUCAGACGUCACAGCAGGUCACACUGCGUAUAGAGGACGACAGUGUUCCAGAGGAGCCUGAGAUGUUCUUCUUCAACAUCACUGAAGUGGAGUUGGUCAAUGUCAGUGCUGUGGACUACACAGGGAGCGAGUCAGGCCUGCAGCUGGACCAGCCUCCAGCUUUAGGCAACAUUUCCUCUCUUGCUGUGCUCAUACUUGAGAACGACAACAUAGAGGGAAUCCUGGAGUUCAGGCAGGAUUACGCCUCUGUUACAGUUGAGGAGGACGUGGGCACCGUGUUGGUCCCGGUGGUGAGAAGAGUGGGCACGUAUGGACGCGUCUCGGCUCAGUUCAUUUCCAGAGGCUUGAGUGCAACAUAUGGCCUCGACUACACCCUGAAUGACGGCUCAGUGAUGUUCGUCCAUGGCCAGAAUGUCAGCUUUAUUAAUGUCACCGUCGUAGACGACCUCGACAGUGAAAACGCAGAGAUUUUUGAGGUCCUGCUGGUCGGAGCAACAGGAGGAGCAGUCCUGGGGCCGCAGCGCGUUGCCACGGUAACCAUCGCCAAGAGCGACUCUUUAAGUGGCUUGGUCCGUUUCUUGAACGAGACCCAAAUCACCGUGGUGAACCCCAACUCCACUCUCAAACUCAGUCUUGUCUUGGAGCGAGUGGGAGGCCUAGUGGGCGACGCAGCGGUGGCUUGGAACAUCCGUGGGCCAAACAGCAGAGAGGUUCUUCCUCCAUUCAAUACAGACAUCAGAGAGCCGGUGAACGGGUCCUUCUUCUUUGGGGAUGGAGAGGAAGGUGUACGCGCCAUCGAGCUGCGGAUUCUCCCUCACGGAGAGGUGGAGGUGGAGGAGACGUUUGUUAUUGAGCUCAGCAUUCUGUCUGGAGACAUGGACGUCGAUCCUCAGGCUGGUUCCGUGACGCUGAAGGUAGAAAAGUUUGGUGACCCAAACGGUAUAGUCCGGUUCACUCCGGAUGCUCUUCAAGACCGAGUCUACAAUGAAUCCACAGAAGCAGAGGGUCCAUUCAACGUUUCCCUGUCUAUAACACGUAGAGAGGGACUCAUGGGUAACAUCACGGUGCAUUGGCAGAUACAGAGUGACUCAGACCUCGCAGGAGACUUCCUUGUGUCCUCUGGCUCAGUGGUUAUUCUGGAAGGCCAGCGGGACGGGGAAAUCGUCCUCAGCCUGAUGCCUGAUACAGUUCCAGAGCUGGAGGAACUCUACGUUGUCCUGCUCACAGCUGUGGAGGGUGGUGCCACGCUGGAUGCCAACCCAGACCUCAUCAGAGUCCACAUCAGGGUUCCUGCUAACGAUGACCCUCACGGCGUCAUCUCCCUGGACCCUGAGCAGCAGACUGUAGAGGUCGUCGAGGCCGGGUCAAAUGUCACCAGAUACCUGGUGAUGAAUGUGACACGAUCUGCUGGCCUGUUUGGCAACGUGAGUGUGGGCUAUAAAAUCAGCGGAGGAAUAGAUGAAGUGAUGGACAUUGAGGAGAUACUGGGAGGACAAGCUCAGGGAAGACUGCUCCUGAUGGAAGGACAGACCUUCAGAACUCUCACUGUGCCCAUCAGCAGCCAGGUGUUUUUGUCAGCGGGUGAGAGCUUCACCGCAGAGCUCACAGAUGUUAAACUUGUCAGCCCCGUCCUCGGCCCUGUGCCUCGCCUUCUUCACGAGGCCGGCGUUGCUAUGGUGACUGUGCCAGAAGAAGCUGCCAGCUCAGAGGUCAGCUUUGCCUCAGUGGCUCUGCAGGUUUCAAGCUUAGCAGCGGGGUCGUGUGAGGCAGUCGUGACACGAACGGGGCUGUUUGGAGAAAUCAGAGUCCAGUGGAAAGCUGGCUUUCCCUCGGGACAGACUUUGUCGGGCUUCAGAGACGGAGAUAUCAGCCCGAGCUCAGGCUCGCUGACCCUGGCCCAUGGAGAGAGGACUAAAACUAUAUCUCUUACAGCCAUUGCUGACGCUUUAGAGCCAACGUCGUACGCUCUUCACCUCACAGCUGCCACCUCCAGCGCCGGUGUUGUCAAGCUCAGGUCAGGCUUCACCACAGCAGAGGUGGAGCCGCUGGGGAUCUACCAGUUUGCCCCCGAUUCUCGCCAACUAGUUAUCGCGGAGGACAUCCAGACUAUAACGCUUUAUGUCCAGAGACUCUAUGGUUCUCGUAGCAACACCACCCGCCUCACCUAUGAAACAAUAACGGGCAGUGCGACGGCAGGAGACGACUUUCUUCCAGUGCCGGACGGCCGUUUGUUCUUUGACUCCCCUCGCCAAACCAACGCUUCGUUCCAACUGUCGAUACUCGAUGACUCCCUCUCAGAGCCGGAUGAAUACUUCCACGUCAACCUCACUGAUGUCCAAGUCCUUGAUGCGGACUCGGCGUGGGCAGAGGUCUCUCCUCGCCUUCACGCUCAACAGAGCGUGGCCACUGUCACCAUCUUGGCGAGUGACGUGACUGGGGGAGUUUUGAGUAUCGGACCUGGACUCGUCCAAGUAGCGGAGGACAAAGAUGAGGAGACGGAUCAGGAGCGAAGGGUGGUUCUGAGGGUGCGCAGGUCCGACAGUGUGGACGGGGAUGUGAGGGUGCGGGUCCAAGCGUAUGGAGACGGAAGCACAAAACCUCCUCCAUUCACUCCGGAACCCACUGAGACCCUUGCAAAGGAGCAGGAGGACUUCCGCUUGGUGUCCACUGUCGUGUCCCUGCAGGCUGGCCAGAAUGAGACAGAGGUUGUCCUCCUCAUCCUGGAUGACGCAGAGCCAGAGGGACAGGAAGUGUUCUUCAUCUACCUCAGUGAUCCAGAGGGAGGAGCACAAAUCACAGAUAGUCCAUAUGAAGGCUUUGGGGCUUUUGCCAAGAUCACCAUCCUUGGGAGUGACUUCCAUAACGGUAUAAUAGGAUUUAGUUUGGAUUCUUUGAUGGGCCAAAUACUGGAUGAAGAUUCACGGAACAGAACGGCCGUCCUCUUUCUGCAGAGACAAGAAAACAGAGCGUUUGAGAACGUGCAGGUGUUUUGGAGAGCCACCUUCAGCAGGGCAACUCCGACUCUUGCCAACAACGGAGUGAAUCUAACCACACAGCUGUUGCACACCUCAGGAACUGCACUGUGCAGGAGAGGAGAGAUUAUAUGUGCGUUUACUCUGGAGGUCCUGGAUGAUGAGGAGCCAGAGUCCCAGACGUGGUUCUUGGUGGAGAUUUAUCAGGUGGGGGCUGGAGCCGCCAUUAACACCACCAUCAGCUUCGCCAACGUCACUUUGGCGGAGAGCGACGACCCGCGCGGCGUCGUGUACUUCGCCGUGGGCCACAGACUUCCUGUUGUCACGCUGACGGCCACGAAACUCAGUCUGCAGGUCUUCAGGCAGGCGAGCACCGAUUCAACCAUGUCCGUGCAAUACCGCGUUCUGGAGCUUGACAGAAAAGAUGUGGUGGGUCCUUUUGUAAUCCACCCCGCCAAAGCAGGGGCCGACUUCCCCCAACAGGAAGGUCGGAUAACCUUCGGCGUGGGUGACCGUAACGCGUCCCUGGACGUUUACCUCACGCCUGACCUCGCCUCGUCGCUGCCCACGCCGAAGCGCUUCCAGGUGGAGCUCUACAAUGCCACGGGGGGCGCCAGAGUGCACCCUCAGUUCGGGCUGGCGAAUGUGACGGUGGUGUCGAACGCUGCGAGCGAGGCUGUGUGGGUCGUACUUGACCAGCUGCAUCAGCCGCUCGGCCCAAAUAUUUUGAACCAGGCGCUGCAAGGACUGAUCGGUAAAGUCGGUGAAGCUCUGACGCGUGAGCAGAUGACCGCUGUGCUAGAAGCUCUGGGGAAGGUGCUUGAAGAAGCGGAGAGGACGCCUUUACAGGAACGCAGCCGCAAUUUGACCAGCGAGCUGCUGUGUGCUCUGGCCGAUCCCGGCAGAGUGGACACCCGAGGCCUCAGCUACCUCGCUGACGUGGCCGAGCGAUUUGCUUUCUCCCUCCUCACACGCAGCGAGUGCGAGAUCAGGGGCACCGUCCUGGAAACAUGUCCGCACAUGACCAUCUCGGCCUUCCAGUGGUACCCGAUGCAGAUCAACGGCUACAAAUUCAGGGGCCGCAAUGGUGAUUUCUUCCAGCUUCCAGAUUCGCUGUUGGCCGUACCUGCAGGCUUGACCGCUGACUGUGGAAACCUCAGUCAGAUUCAACUGACCGAGUUUAGAACUGAGCACUGGUUUAUCAGCAGUGAUACAGCCAAUGCUCUAAAUGGGAAGGUAUUUUCUGUCAGCCUUGCGGACAGAAGGUCACGACCCCUAGAAGACGGCAGUGAGGUGGUGUAUCGUAUCCACAGCCCCGGUCAGCAGGUUAAACCCGGACGGUCUGUGUGUCUGCUCUGGAACCAGACGACUGCCAGCUGGUCAUCAGACAGUCCAUACUGCAGGGUUGUGAAAGAGGCUGGGAACUAUGUGGAAUGUGCCUGCUCCCACUUGUCCAUCUACACGGCCUACGCAGAGUUCAUCACACUCGCCUCCUACAAUGAAGCGUUCUAUGCCUCUGGAUUUAUCUGCAUCUCAGGCUUUGCGUUGGCCAUCAUAUCACACGUGCUGUGUUCCCGUUCCCCAAUGUUCACUGCCAAACUGCUCACUCACAUGAUGGUGAGCUGCCUUGGAACCCAGAUCUGUUUCCUGGUGUCAGCUUUCCGGGGUCGGGUGUUUUCGGAGGACAGUUGUGCUGCUCUGGCGCUCUUCGCUCACUAUUUCCACCUCAGUCAGUUCUUCUGGAUGCUCAUACAGGCGGUGAACUUCUGGCAAGUGCUGGUGAUGAAUGACGAGCACACAGAGCGCCGCUACCUGCUCUACUUCCUGCUGGGGUGGGGACUUCCCGCUGUGGUCAUCAUCGUCCUGGUCAUCGUCCUGCUCGGCGGCUUUGGGUGGACGAUACACUCUGUUUACGGACUGGUGCAGGGAGACGUAUGUUUCAUCCCGGACAUCUACGCAGCUCUGUGCACGGCCGUGCUGGUGCCUCUCAUCUGUCUGGUGGCAGUGAUGGUUGUUUUCAUCCACGCCUACCAGGUGACGCAGCAGUGGAAGUCGUAUGACGACAUGUACCGCGGACGCACCAACAGCACAGAGGUGCCGCUGGUCCUCUUCCUGUUCCUGCUCAUCUCUCUGGUCUGGUUGUGGGCAGGACUGCACAUGGGCUACAGGAGCCUGUGGAUGCUCAUUCUCUACGUCAUCUUUAACUGCUUCCUGGGUUUGUACGUGUUUGCGGUUUACUUCAUCAUGCACAACCAGCUGCUAUGGCCGACCAAAGCCAGUUACACCGUGGAGAUGAACGGCCACGACUCUCCUGACUCCACGUACCAGGGAGGAGGACCCACAACUGUAGGGGGCGACAUCAGCAAAUCAACUCAGAAUCUCAUCAGCGCCAUGGAGGAGAUAUCCGCAGACUGGGAGCGGGCGUCUCUGCGGCACAGUGGUCCACACGGUGGCGGCGGUGGCAGCGUGUUCAAACCCAGUCCUGUGAUGGGGACGUACAGCACAGAUGCAGGCUUCAUCAACACCAACCUGGUCACAACAGACGAGGAGUCGCAGGAGUUUGACGACCUUAUAUUUGCCUUAAAAACUGGAACCGGCCUUAAUGUCAGCGAUAACGAGUCCAUUCCUGGAAGCCACGAUGGAGGGAGUGUCACCAGCUCCCAGAUCGUGGAGCUGCGACGGAUUCCAAUCGCAGACACUCAUCUCUGACCUUUUCACCUCACACACACACACAUCCCACACACACAUCCUGAAAGACAAAAAAAACAAUUACUGUCCAGUAUUUUUAUAAUGUAAAAAGCUUUUGCACUAAAAUCCACCCCCCUUUUUUAAUUUUCAUAUAGAUGUUUGAUACUGUAUGUUAUUUUUACUGUACUGUUUUUAUAUAUGUAUGUACAUGUAUGUAUAAUCCUAUACAUAAAUGUUUGACUAAAUUAAUUUUUUUUUAAAGUCCUUGAUGGAGUUGUUUUGUGAAUGUAGAGACUUUAGAUGACGAUAAAACCAGAUGUGCCCCCUUUAGCACAAAUCCUGCUGCUGGAGGAUGGAGAAUGUGUAACAUUGUUAAUAAAUAAUUUGCGAUAUAUUUA